AAUUACUUAAGCGAUGGACCCACACAAUGCCGGUGAAAUAAAAAUUUGAAAUAAGCCCUGCUUGAAGAUUGGGGCUCGGAUGUAACGAGGAAGGAAAGAAAGAAAGAAAGAAAGGAGGGAGGGACUCUCUAGCCAGCAUUUACGAUGACGUCAUCGCCCCGGGCGCGGAGAAGUGGACGGUCACAGAGAGAGCGUGCUGCAGGUGGGACGACGUUAUAGCGCCGCUUCGCUUCCACUAGCGAAGGAUACGCCGUGGGUUUUUUAGGCUGCUUGGCAUUUCGUUGUGUUGGACAUACCAGGCAACAUGGGGAAGCUGCAGGAAUUCGAAAUCACCUUCACCAACAACAAAGUGGUCUACAGUCCGGGCGAAUCCAUUUCGGGAAUGGUUAAGAUCACAAGUGGAACCCCCCUGCAAUACAAAGCGAUUAAAGUGAACUGCCUGGGCUCCUGCGGCGUCUCCAAUAAGAUGAACGACACGUCGUGGGCCUUGGAGGAGCAGUACUUCAGCAGCACGCUGUCAGUCGCAGACAAAGGCACCCUGUUACCGGGGGAACACGGUUUCCCCUUCCAGUUCCUCAUUCCAGCCUCUGCCCCCACCUCCUUCGAAGGCCCUUUUGGGAAGAUCACAUACAGGGUGAAAGCGGUCAUAGACACCUCUCGCUUCUCCAAAGACUACAAGGCCCAGAAGCCCUUUUACCUGCUCAAUCUCCUCAACCUCAACGAAGUACCUGACAUCGAGCAACCCAGCUCGGCGGUGACGACGCGGAAGUUCACCUACCUGCUGGUGAAGACGGGGACGCUCAUGCUGAAGGCCCGCAGCGACCUGAGGGGGUACACGCCCGGCCAGGUCAUCAAACUGGCCACCGAGAUCCACAACAAGUCGGGCAAGGACACGGGCUGCGUGCUGGCCAGCCUCAUCCAGAAGGUGACCUACAAGACCAAGCGGGCCAUCUACGACCUGCGGACCAUCGCAGAGGUGGAGGGGGCGGGGGUGAAGGCGGGCAAGCAUGCCGAGUGGAAGGAGCAGAUCAUAGUCCCGCCCCUCCCUCAGUCAGCGCUCACUGGCUGCAGCCUCAUCGAAAUCGACUACUUCAUACAGGUGUCUCUGAAGUCCCCGGACGCCGUGGCGACCCUCCCCAUCUACAUCGGCAACAUCGCGGUGAACCUGACCCCCUCGCGGCCCACGCCGCCGACCCCCGCCCCGCGCGCCGCCCCCCUCCCCGCCCCCAGGUCCAGCCCCGGGCGGGUGACCCCCAGCGCCCCCCCGGCCGAGGAGGUGGAGGGGGACCCGGAGGAGGAGGACCUGGGGGCGGGGGGCCCCGUCAGCGAGGAGAUCCCCACCAAGAGCCACUCCCAGCAGGACCACUCCUCGCUGCCGCCCUGCGUGUCCCCCAGCGCCUUCAGCUACGCCCCGGGCCUCACCUUCCCGCAGAGCCAGCGCUGCGGCGACGCCCCGGACGGCUCCGCGCCCCUGUUCUGCGUCUCCACGGGCGCCACCAUCCCCUUCUUCUCCGAGGGCAGCGCCACGCCCGUGCCCACCUCCUGUCCGCUGAUCCUGCCCCCGGAGUACAGCACCUGGGACUACCCGCACGAACCACCUCCCACUUAUGAGGAGAGCUGCAGCAGCAACAACUCCAGCUUCAGUAGCAGGCGAUAGACGAGCUGGCAGAGUACGAGACUCUUUCCCCACUGGUGUGCUCCCUGCAGCGCAAUACAGCCCCCUGCAGGUCAGGUUGGAUAAUGCAGUCCAGCUCUGAAUGAACUGAACAAACCACUCCUUAAAUAGAACGUUCUUUUGUUUCAUUCCUUCCUCCGUAUACAUUUAUAAUGGAUUUGUUUUUUUUUUUAAUUAACAUUUUUCCCCUCCUCUGACCCUUUCUGAAAUUAAAAUGAGGCUGUUUUUUAUUUUUUUAAAAGCAAAGGAGCUGCACCGAUAUGUAAGCUGGGAAAAUGGUCUGUCUGACUGUAGGGCAUUUUGGAAAACGUUGUGCAUAGCUCUGCACGCGAGUGCUUUUAAAAGGUUAAUUAAU
Molecule: messenger RNA, 2030 nt
Organism: Anguilla anguilla (European eel)
Lineage: Eukaryota; Metazoa; Chordata; Actinopteri; Anguilliformes; Anguillidae
Gene: arrdc1b
Product: arrestin domain containing 1b
Biological process (GO): protein transport
Cellular component (GO): cytoplasm
Molecular function (GO): ubiquitin protein ligase binding; ubiquitin-like ligase-substrate adaptor activity
Source: RefSeq, a predicted model, not a curated record